Molecule: messenger RNA, 7935 nt
Organism: Dunckerocampus dactyliophorus (ringed pipefish)
Lineage: Eukaryota; Metazoa; Chordata; Actinopteri; Syngnathiformes; Syngnathidae
Gene: anln2
Exons: 24
Coding region: 366-3773 (1135 amino acids)
Biological process (GO): septin ring organization; actomyosin contractile ring assembly; mitotic cytokinesis
Cellular component (GO): actomyosin contractile ring
Source: RefSeq, a predicted model, not a curated record
GGCAGAUAAAAUGGCUAAAAUGGCUAGAAGAAGAAGAAGAAGAAGCAGCAGAAGAAGAAGAAGAAGAAGAAGAAGAAGAAGAAGAAGAAGAAGAAGAAGAAGCAGAAGAAGCAGAAGAAGCAGAAGAAGAAGAAGGAGAAGAAGAAGAAGAAGAAGCAGAAGCAGAAGCAGAAGCAGAAGCAGAAGCAGAAGCAGAAGCAGAAGCAGAAGCAGCAGCAGCAACAAACGUUCUCCAGCGCGCUGAAAUUCAAACGUGGAGGAGGAGGAGACUCGACGCAAAAACCUCCAGCUUGUCUUUCGCAAGUCAGCCGGUCCUGUGGGACUUGUGAUAUUUCUCAACUUUCAUACAGGCUUUUUAGAUCAGCAUGGAAGCUGCUGAAGACAGUAGCAUUGCUAACGGUAGCUUGAAGAGGCAGAGAGCGCCUCUAGUAGACCCUGGCGACAAUCUGCUCUUACUAUCAGAGGUCAAUGAUGGUCAGAAGCAUCCACGAUUGGAAUCAAGCGGUCAGGAGAACUGCACUCCAGUUGCCUCUUCGUCUGGACGUGGAGCUGAGCUGAUGAUAAAGCCUGAUACGCCGAUUGUGCCCUCAGUCCGCACACGAGUCCAGCAGCUGGCCCAGAAAGGAGACGUGGCCCAGUAUGGCCUGCCAGAUGGCAGCACUUCUCUCUCCAGCAAAUACCACCAGCAUCUUCUCAGCGAGGCGGACUUCCAUCAGCGUAUGGUGUGUUUCAAAGGACCGCUCUUCCAGGCUGGCCCCGACACCACACACAGCCCAGCCAAGCCCCGUCCACGCAACCUGUCCAGCGUUGUGUCUGGCAUUCAGCACAAACUGCAGGGUGAUGCAACACCCAGCUCGAAGCAGGCUUCUCGCAUUCGCCAGAAUAGGUGUGUUUUAUGUGUGACUGGUCAGGAGCGGGAGCAGGAGCUGAACCAGUUGCACUUGCAACCAAUCAGGGAGAAUGCCUGGCUGAAGAGGAGCAGUUCUGAUCCCUCAUUAUCUCAGGUCGAUGCAGAGAUGAAAGAUGGCACCAUCACAUCAGGAGCACACAGUUCAUCGCUAACAGUAUGUUGGACUGCAGCAUGUUCAUCUGCAGGGCUGAGUGCCCCAAAUGAAGGGCGGCUGCCAACUGAAUUGAAGGAGCAAACCACUGGUCAGGUUGACCUUGGGAGAAGGAAAAGACUAGUUGACAACCAGCCAUGCUCCACCAGAGCCAAGAGACAGACCGUACUACAGCUGUCUUUCUCCGAGGAUGGGGUUUUCUCCAAAGAGGCUGGUGUUGAAGAUCAUAAUGUGCUAGAAUCCACUCGUGAUGAGUCCAAUGCAGAUAAUGGGAAUGUUUCCAAAGUGACGGAAUGGAGUGGGUCAGCUGAAGAAGAUGACAAAGAGGGUGUAUCAUCUUAUGUUGAAGAAAGCAUGGAGCUCUCAACGGAGGAGAAGUUGAGGUUGUGGAGGUAUCCUACUUGUCGAGGUGGAGACUCCACAGAGGAAAGUGACAACAGGCGGUGUGAUGCUUCCAGAGAAAACAGUGACCUGCAGCACAGUGACUGCAGUCACAUCCAGGAUGCUGCACAUCUCAUGCUUCAUGUCAAUGGGGGGACAUUUGGGUCCCCUCAUACACACCAUGGCAGAACACCAAGAGAAGAACAGAUUCACUGUCAUCCAAGAAGCUCUCUAGAAGACCAGCGAUCAGACAAACAUCUAUUGUUUGUGUCUGGAAGUGACGAGGGACAGAAGCAGUCCCGCAUAAAGUAUGGUGCUGCGACUGUCACCUCAAAUAUUUAUGAUAACAAAAUACAAGUGGACACAGAAACAGAGGAGGAAAAUCAACAGGACAUGGAUCAGGUGUCUGAGAAAGGGAGUGGGGCUGUUGUAAAGGUACAAAAUAGUAACUGUGCUGGGAGCGGGACAAAGAUGGUGGAAGACAGUUCCAAGUGUACUGUGGGAGGAGCGCACUCAAAGAAAGUUACAUUUAUCCUGGAACCGGAGUUGAUGAAUAGCUCCAUGGAGUCUGGCUCGUCAGAUGUUGAUCUUAGCUCUCAUGAUGACACCAACACUGCUGAAGUCAUUGACCAGAUGUUUGAGGAGGUGCUGGAUUAUGCUGAAAGAAUUGAGGAACAGCAAUCCAGCAAUGUGGGGACAGAAAAACAUGACGCACAUGUUGAGUCAGAGCGGGGGAAAGAAGAAGACCAGAUAUAUGUCAAAAAAGAAGAGUGUCAGGAUGAACUAUUCCUUCCUACGACCAGCAUCCUCUCUCCUCUCAGCAAGUCUAUAGAGGCUGUGGUAACGCCACUGAAACAGCGCCUGGAAGUCAGCAAGGAAGCAAAUCCUCUAUCUCUUCUCCAGACUGCAGAUGAGACUGCCAGUCCUCUUUACAGUGUUGAUGCCUACCGCACACAAAGGCAGAGUAAGGUGCCCACUAUGAUUCAGAGUGUCACUCCCAGCAUGCAGAGAAGAGCUCCUGAAAAGCCCCAGCCUCGAUCAUCCAACAACACAAGGGAGAAAAUAGCGACACUAAAUGAAGAAGCAGCCAAGCUUCAGAUGGUCAUCAACCAGACCCUACAGGCUCUGAGCUGCUGCACUGAUGAAGAGCACGGACGGGGUUCACUGGAGGAGGCAGAGGCUGAAAAACUGCUGCUCGUGUCUUGUAUGUCUACCAAACGAUGUGAGAAGCGCUCAGCAUGCCUAGCAGAAGUGGCCAUGCUGAGGGAGGAGAGGAGUUCCGAUUCUUCAGGGGAGGAGUAUGUUACGCAGCAGCCCUGCAAAGGGACUGUGACCGUCAGAAAUAUUCAACUUCCUCUCAAGGUGGAAUUUGUCUGCUCCUCGUACAACCGCUCAGGUCAGCCGAGUCACUAUUUCUUCAUCCUGAUCCGCUACGGUGCCAGUAAAAUUGUGGCCACCCCGCUGGCAACAGCCGUCGAUGCUCAGAAUGGAGACACCAUUUCUUUCCCCACUUCUGUCACUCUGAAGGACAUUCGCUCCACUUUCCAUAUUGAUGUGGAAGUAUACAGCCUGUCCCACACAACUAACACUGGCAUGGAUCGUACCACUACCAGGUCACGGGUAACGCCGAGAAAGCUUCUCAGUACCAUAACAAAAACCAGCAGCAGUCUGACAUCUGCUGCUAUUCCAGCCUUCAACACUCAUCGCUCCAGUAACUUUAGUUUGGUGGGGUCCCACAAGAUCACUUUAGCCUCUCUGGGACACAGCAAGUUCCCUUUGGAUAAGAUGACACUUGACAGCAAAAUCAGGAAGCUCCUGGGAGAUGAAUUUCAGGAAAAGGUGCCAUUUAUGUCUCCUUUAGAGGGCAGCAUCUACCUGCAACUAGACAGCCAGAGCCAUUCCUGUGUGCAACACCAAGGCUUCCUGACAAUUUUUGAGUUGAUAAGUGGAUUUGGGCUUUGGCACCGUCGAUACUUCACCCUGGAUGGGUGCACCAUGCACUACUGGAAUCAUCCCAACGACAAGGAAAGCAAGGAAGCUGAGGGCAUUAUCACCCUGUCCAGCUCCCCCAAUCAGUGUGUCCGACCCGUCAAGAGGGACUCGUGUGCUCGACCUUUCACCUUUGAGCUGGUUAGCAGCCUUCCACAAGACAACCAGGAAUCCUUGACCAAGUGUUGGUUUUCGGCAGACACCAAGCAGGAGAGGCUGGACUGGAUGGAGAAGCUCAACCAGGCUCUCUUCGACUUCCACACAUGGAAGCCCACACCAUCCAUCCCAAUCCACCAUCCAUCCAACACCUCCAGGGAGAACCUGAGAGAAAGCAUCUUGUAACCAUUUCUUUUUUUCCUUCACCUUUGCUUUACCUUAAACAUCUCUACUACUUCACUUUCUCAUACAUGUACCUGAUUUGACUUAAAUGAUUUGGGGAAGAUGCUGGCCUUUUGGUUGUAUGCUGUUAAACGUGUGUGUGUGUGUGUGUGUGUGUGUGUGUGUAUGUGUGUAUACAUAUGCACACACACACACACACGUGACCCCAGUGAGGACAAGCACUACAAAAUAGAUGCAUGGGAAAGAAAUGUUUUCUGCUUAAUUGGAGUAAAUAUAUACUGUAUCUCAGAUGUACAAGUACUUUGAUCUCCAUUUUGUGCAGUGUGCUGAUACCACACACACACACAUACAGUUUAUCCAGUAUAGCAAUGAAAUAAUGGGUGAAAAAUGAAUAUUAUUGAUGAUUUCAGGUGUGACAGCUGCUUUUUGUGCUGCUUGUGUUUGUGUGUAUUUCCAUAUAUGUUGUGUGUGUCCAGUGCGAGCACUGGUGAGGUGUGAAGCUGAUUAUGCCAUUUUGUAUAGAAUUAUAUUAACUCUCAUUCUAUGAAGGAAAUCCAUGUCGCAGUAAAGUGAUUUGAUGGGAGAUGAAUGGUCAACCAGGAGGUGUAAUAUUCUUACAUACGUCAAUAUUUGAAGCGUUCAUGCGUUCCUCCUCGCAAGGGCCAGAUGGCAGUUGUGGGGGACACCAGUCACAAAUUUGAGGACUUGAGACUGGCUUGACUGACUCUGUAAAAAGACUUAACUUGCUUGUGACUUCAUGACUUCGACUUGCCACAGUUGACUGGAAAUGACUUGUUGAAGUAGCGUAGUGUCCUCUUUUGAAAUGUUAUUAAUGCCAACAGGAGCGCUCAUUUCCAUCACAGCAUGCACUCACCUCACAUCCCUGCUAUGCUGUUUGCAAGACAAAAGGGAUCAUCACGCAGACCUUGAAAAACGGGCAAAAUAUCAAAAUAAGGAAGCAGUUGGAGAAGGACCAGGAAAUGACACGAUUGAGAAAUGCUGCAUCCUUUUUUGGAAUGUUGCCCAUCAUCCACAAUGUGAGACAUGAACACAUGUUUUCCUUUUUUUGUGCCUUCUAAAAAGAGAACAAUAGUUGGCAAGAGGGAGCUAACAAUGCAUGUAAUGGGACACACCUGUUUUCACUCCAAAGCCCUCUAAAAACGAGGUUUAGUGGUUUUCUAGCCAUGCUGGGAGCAUGCAGUAACAGGUACACUCAUGAUAACGUCAUGCUUGUACAUACAUGUCAGUAUUUUGGGAGCUUCCUUCCUGGGUGCAUUGAUUUCACAUAGCAACAUAGAAAGGAACUAACAAUACUUCUGGCAGCAGCAGCAGCAGCAUAGAAAGCAUACUAAUCACAGCAGAGUUUGUGAGAGCCGCCGCCGGCUACUUUUGGACAAAUGAUGAUCCAGCACCUUCUCUUUUUGAGGAUGAUCUGCAGGUUUUAGAAGCAAGAAGACAGUGAAACUUGGUCAUUACUGCGGCAUGACUUGGUGUAAUUGCAGAGCUGCUGUUUGUGCUGCACUGAGUGGCGUACAGUGUUACCAUGGAUGGAACAGCUUGGUGUGUAUGGCGAGGAGGACGCUGCUCCAGGAUACUGCAUCACAACCAAGAAUUGCUAGCGCUAACAAACUGUGCAGUGGUAGAAACAUUUUUCCAUCUCCCGAAAACCAAGUGAAAAAGACGCCCCAGACCAGAUGGAGUAGGUCACCGUGCUAUUGAUGGUGAUACAUGGAGCACAUGAUAUCACAACACAGUCCAUUGAGCUGUGUAGAAACAAAACAUACUUGACACAUCAUUUGCUAGUCUAUUCCUAGUUGUUCAUACUCUCUUCUUGUUUACUAGUCAGUACACAUCGGUGUCCUACGGUAUUGUUUUGUAGUGGGCCUGUUAUCCCUCAGUCGGGGCAUGAGGCACUGUCAGUACGCCAAAAAAUAGUUGCUGGUGUUAGCUGCAACACUAACGAUGUCACUGUAGCUUGUUUCUAUACAGCUCACUUACACUAUGUAAAUACAACAUUGUUGGCAUUUUUUGUGGGGGGUUUUAGGGCUUUAUAGUCCAAAUAGGUGUGUCCUGUGACAUGCAUUGUUAGAUCCGACAUGCUAGCUGUUUUUAUAUCUUUAGAAGGCACAGAAAAGAGAAAGAUGUGUGUUCAUCUUUCACAUAAGGACUGUGGAUGAUGGGCGGCACUCCCUCACUAAUGUGCACUUUUCCUUUAACUAUGAUGAUGAACCUUACCUGGAAUCACCUUGGAUGUUGAAGAUGAUAUUGGAGUGAAGUUACGCCAAAGUUUUACAGGCCAAGUCCAAGACAGGACAUUGUCAGAGAAGGAGGACCCACAUCUUGUCAAAAUGUGAUGACAUAUACUGUAUAUUUCAUCAGUAUCAAUAUUAGGUGAAAAACUAACGGUCAUAGUGUGAUUGAUGACUUGUAAACAUGUGUGGUGGUGGUCCUCUUUUUUUUUUUUUUUUUAUCCGGAGAGAUCAUUCUGAAACUCCUGCUGUUUUCCUACAGCUGGCUCUAGGGGGCAUAGGAGUGAUGGCGUCCUGGGGGUCCGUUAGGUAUACACAUAUGUAGUGAACAUUUUAUGUGCCAUUUGGGAAUCAUGCAUUUGUUUCCCUAGCAAUAAAUUGUGACCCCCGGGGGUCCCGUUAGGUAUAAACGUGUGGAAUGUAAGUGAUACUGUCAAGGUGGAGGUGAUAUAGAGUAGUUUGACCAACAGCAAUGUGUGUGACACAUGGAAAAGGAGACUGCUGGUCCCUCUGGUGUUUUAAGAAAUGCAUGAGUAGGCACUUGUUGACACUUGUCCUGGAAAGUUGGGACAAGCCACAGGUAGCAUGAUUGCUCAACAAACAGCGUCAUGAGAGUUUUGGCACAUAAACAGCAAAUGUAUGACGUGUCUGUAUGAGCGUUUUACAAUUACAGUGGAAGCUCUGAAGAUCAACACUCCAAAAGUGUACCUCACACAUGUUUCAUUACCAUGAUUCGUUUUCUAUGAGCAGCCAGCCAUGUUCCAUAUAUAUACGUGUACAGUAUGUAUAUUUAUAUGUGUGUAUAUAUGUAGCCUGAGGAAAAGGAAAGUUCAAAAAGUGAUCUCACAAAUGUUUCAUCCAUUUCUCCUAGACAACUUUGAGAUCUGUAUGACACCAAACUGAGACUAAGGUUUAGUUCUGCAGUGUCUCAGAUGCACAAAAUCUCAAUUGUCUCAAUCAACUACCGUAAAGUUUCAUUUGACGUGCCUUGACAAACUAAUCGCAUCUCAUGUAAUGAAGGAACAUACGGAGCCCCGCAGGGGAAAUGGAGAAAAAAUGGGUAAAAAAAAAAAAAAAAAAAGAACUUUUGCGUUCCCUCGCAAAAGAGACAGUGGUAAAGUUAGAAACAUGUUGACAUAUUCAAACUUCGAAUGAUGAUGAAUAAGUCCCAAGUGAAAGGUUCAAAGACAGCAAACAUACCUCUUUCCCACCGUGCAACACAGACCAACAGCUACAAGACACUUUUGAUCAAAACGAGCCAGCAGCGACACCGGAGCACAGGGACCGUCAACAAAUGUCUUCUUCUUCAUCUGUAUUAUGGCGGUUAUCAAUGUUGCCAACUCCUCAGUAAGACAAGUAUCUAUUGGCUGUCCUGGAAGGACAUAGAUGACGUCGUUGGCUAGUUUGCAUGUUUGUUGCAUAUGAUGUUGUAAGAGAUGUAGGAACACAACAUAAGUAUGAUAGAUGAACAUGAAUAUGAUUGUAAGCUAUUUUUUGUGACGCCCUUAUUUGGUACCACCCCCACAGGAUGUGCUGUUAUUUUGAAGGCGGGAAGUGUUGUAGUGUGUGUUGAGGUGACUUGAUGGAAGGGGGGUGAGAGAGACGAGCGGGCGAAUAAUAAUAAACGUACUUCUUGUCACUAACGAGCCAACACGUGAGCUCCGUGCACGUCCUCACUAUACUUUGGCAGCUAAGCUAAUACAAGUUAGUAGGUUGGCUAACUGUCAUUAACUGCCUAAACUUCACGCUUUACCGUCACAGAAACAGCUGGGCUUCCUCACUGGAUAGAUCCUACCGCUGCCACCAAUGUAACCGAGCAGAUUAAGAUUUCCACUAAUAUUUUUGGAGUGCAGAGUGGACAAACGCAGAGGAGCCAGAGCUGCAGGAGGCGUGUUAUUAUUCGCCCGCUCGUCUCU